This is a messenger RNA of Cordyceps militaris CM01, 750 nucleotides long. Its product is annotated as Fatty acid hydroxylase. The record is from RefSeq and is a predicted model, not a curated record. The transcript has a single exon. Gene Ontology annotation, molecular function: iron ion binding; C-4 methylsterol oxidase activity. Bases 1 to 750 code for a protein of 249 amino acids. NCBI's taxonomy places the organism in Eukaryota, Fungi, Ascomycota, Sordariomycetes, Hypocreales, Cordycipitaceae. Gene Ontology annotation, biological process: ergosterol biosynthetic process.
AUGGACGUCUGGAAACGGAUCGUGGCGACCUACAACCCGCACGUCAUUGACGUUGUCGGCAGCCAGGUCGUCCAGCUGCUCUUCUGGUGGCUGCCCUCGCUCCUCUACAUCCUGCUCGACACCGCCGCCCCGGCCUUUUCCGCCGCGCACAAGAUGCAGCCGGCGCCGAAGCAGCCGACCCGGGCCGACAUCCUCCACGCGGCCGGCGUCUCGCUCCGGAACCAGGCGACGAUCCUCGCGCUGCAGGUCGCGGGCGCCGCGCUGGCCGCGUCCGCCGGCCAGCCCCCGGCCUUCCGCGUGUCGGCCACGCUGCCAGCAGCCGCCGAGGUGGCGCGCGACCUCGUCGUCAGCGCGCUCGCGCGGGAGGCGCUCUUCUACUACGCGCACCGGCUGCUGCACUGGCGGCCGCUGUACCGGCGCGUGCACAAGACGCACCACCGCUUCACGGCGCCCGUCGCGCUCGCGUCGCAGUACGCCCACCCGCUCGAGCACCUCGUCGCCAACACCCUGCCGAUUGUCCUGCCCCCGCUGCUGCUGCGCUCCCAUGUCCUCACGCUCUGGCUGUUCCUCGCCUGCCAGCUCGUCGAGACGGCGACGGUGCACAGCGGCUACGACUUCUUCUACGGCCUGGCUAGGAAGCAUGACAGGCACCAUGAGCGCUUUGAUGUGUAUUUUGGGGGACUGGGAUUGCUGGACUGGUUUCAUGGGACCGACGAGUCGGAUCGGGCGAGUAUGAAGAAGAAGGAGUAA